UUCAUCCUGGCUCCACUGCGGCGGGCUGGCCGUGCGAGAGGCGCAGGCGCUGCCGGGAGGGAAGCUGUCCCCUGCUGGUUGCAAACACCGCGGCGGCUGAUGCCUGAGUUGAGAUCUUGGUGUCUGAUCUGCAGAAGUGUGGAGCAUUCACAGGUGUUAUAUUUGGUUAUCGGCUUGCCUGGACUAGAGAAGUUCCUGUUAUAAAUACAUGAUGACAGAUCAUCUUCUCCUCAAGAGCUACUGGUGGAAGGCUGUGCAGAGGGGACUAAAUGCUAUUGCUGAGUAACUGGAUUUCCAAUCACAGAAGGAAAAUAUCAUGUCUCGAUCACGCCAACCCCCUCUUGUAACUGGUAUCUCUCCCAAUGAAGGGAUUUCAUGGACAAAAGUCACAAUAAGAGGAGAAAACUUGGGAACUGGGCCAACAGACCUCAUAGGUUUAACAAUCUGCGGACACAACUGUCUGCUGACUGCUGAAUGGAUGUCUGCCAGUAAAAUAGUGUGUCGAGUGGGACAAGCUAAAAAUGAUAAGGGGGACAUUAUUGUCACUACAAAAUCAGGUGGCAGAGGAACUUCUACUGUUUCCUUCAAACUCCUGAAACCUGAGAAAAUAGGUAUCUUGGAUCAGUCUGCUGUCUGGGUUGAUGAAAUGAACUAUUAUGACACGCGCACUGACAGGAACAAAGGGAUUCCCCCCUUGUCUCUACGCCCAGCUAAUCCACUUGGUAUUGAGAUAGACAAAGGCAGAUUUCCCCAGAAGGAUUUGGAGGCACUGUUUCCUGGGAUGAGUGCCGAUUUCACUAGUGAAAACUUCUCUGCUGCAUGGUAUUUGAUAGAGAACCAUUCAACAACAAGUUUUGAUCAGCUCAAAAUGGCAGUCAUGAAUCUGAAGAAGCAGGCAAACAAGAAAAAUGAGGGGAGUCUAGCAUAUGUGAAAGGAGGUCUCAGCACUUUUUUUGAAGCACAAGAUGCCCUGUCAGCAAUCCAUCAAAAACUGGAAGCGGAUGGAACGGAAAAAGUAGAAGGAUCCAUGACGCAAAAACUGGAGAAUGUACUGAACAGGGCAAGUAACACUGCAGAUACCUUAUUCCAAGAAGUGUUGGGUCGCAAAGACAAGGCAGAUUCAACAAGAAAUGCACUCAAUGUCCUUCAGCGUUUUAAGUUUCUUUUUAACCUUCCUCUUAAUAUUGAAAGGAAUAUCCAAAAGGGUGAUUACGAUGUGGUCAUUAAUGACUAUGAAAAAGCUAAGUCACUGUUUGGGAAGACCGAGGUUCAAGUGUUCAAAAAAUAUUAUGCUGAAGUUGAAACACGAAUUGAAGCCUUAAGAGAACUUCUUCUGAAUAAAUUGCUUGAGACUCCAUCAACAUUACAUGAUCAAAAACGUUAUAUAAGAUAUCUUUCUGAUCUCCAUGCUUCUGGGGACCCUGCGUGGCAGUGUAUUGGUGCCCAGCACAAAUGGAUUCUUCAACUCAUGCACAACUGCAAAGAGAGCUACGUUAAAGAUCAAAAAGGCAAUUCGUUGCUACAUAGCCCCAUGCUAGAUCUAGACAGUGAUGUGCGUCCGUCUCCACUUGGUCAUCUCAGUCAGACUGCUUCGCUGAAAAGGGGCAGCAGCUUUCAUUCGGGUCAUGAUGACACUUGGCAUUGUAAAGCUCCUCAACAAGUUGCGUUUGUUGAAAAGUUGACAAAACUUGUUGUAAUUCAGCUCCCCAACUUCUGGAAGCUCUGGAUUUCUUACGUGAAUGGAAGCCUUUUCAGUGAGACUGCUGAAAAAUCUGGUCAAAUGGAAAGAUCAAAGAAGAAUGCUAGGCAAAGACAAAAUGAUUUCAAGAAAAUGAUUCAGGAGGUGAUGCAGUCACUGGCAAAACUGAUCCGUGGAGCUUUGCUUCCAUUCAGCCUCAGAGAAGGAGAGUUGAGACAGUAUGGUGGCUGGGAGAUGAAAUCUGAACUCUCUGGACAGUGGCUAACACAUGUCAUCCAGACUGUAAGGCUUAGUUAUGAGUCCCUUACUGCACUUGAAAUACCAAAUGAUAUGCUUCAUAUCAUCCAGGAUCUUAUUUUAGAUCUUCGAGUACAUUGUAUAAUGGUCACCUUACAACACACAGCUGAAGAUGUGAAGAGAUUAGCUGAAAAAGAAGACUGGGUGGUUGAUAAUGAAGGUUUAACAUCUCUGCCAUCCCAGUUUGAACAAUGCAUUGUGCAUUCCUUGCAGUCACUCAAGAGUGUUCUGGACUGCAAACCUGGAGAAGCCAGUGUUUUCCAACAACAAAAAACACAGGAGGAUGUGUGCCAGCUAAGCAUUGGUAUCAUGCAGGUUUUUAUAGAUUGUCUGGAACAACUGAGCACUAAGCCUGAUUGUGAUGCAGAUACCACACAUCUUUCAGCUGACGUUUCAUCUCCUGAUUUAUUUGGAAGCAUUCACGAAGACUCUAGUUUAUCUUCCGAGAAAAAACUUUUAAUUGUACUCAGUAAUUGCUGCUACCUGGAACGUCAUACUUUCAUAAAUGUAGCUGAACACUUUGAGAAACAUAGCUUCCAAGGAGUUGAAAAAAUAACUCAAAUUAGUAUGGAAUCCUUGAAGGAGUUGGAUCAAAGACUGUUUGAAAUUUACAUUGAAUUGAAGGCAGAUCCUAUAGUUGGCUCUUUAGAACCUGGCAUUUAUGCAGGAUAUUUUGAUUGGAAAGAUUGUCUCAUUCCAACAGGUGUCAGAAACUAUUUGAAAGAAGCGUUAGUGAAUAUCAUUGCUGUGCAUGCAGAGGUAUUCACCAUCUCUAAGGAAUUAGUGCCUCGAGUACUGUCAAGGCUUGUGGAAUCUGUUGCUGAAGAACUAAGUCGACUGAUGCAGUGUGUAUCAUCGUUCAGUAAAAAUGGAGCUUUACAGGCAAGGCUUGAAAUUUGUGCAUUGAGAGAUGCUGUGGCCGUAUACCUAACGCCAGAAAGCAACUCAAGUUUUAAGCAAGCUUUGGAAGCCCUGCCACAACUCUUAAGUGGAGCAGACAAAAAGUUAUUAGAAGAGCUACUAAACAAAUUUAAAAGUAGUAUGCACCUGCAGCUCACCUGCUUUCAAGCUUCUUCGGCAAUGAUGAAAACAUAGACAACAGCACAAUACAAGCAAUCCCACAAAAGAACACAGAUAAACACACUCCCAUUACUCCCGACUGUUUUCAUUUCCUUUGAACACUUAACAGAAUACUUACUCAUUGGAGUGGUGUUUCAAUUUACUGGCAGGCAGGCAGUGGUGGUGUAGCCUUCAAAAUAAGAAAGAUUAUUAGAAAUGCCACUGUAAAAAAAAUUGUUUUUCAUCAUAUCAAGGCUCUUUACAGCUGUAUGUUUAUAGAAAAAUCUUCAUUUGUGUGCUGCAAAGUAUAUUUCAUUUGUUAGAAACAUAUUUUGAAAAUGGGGCAUGUUAGACAUUUCUGAAUAUUUCUGUGUAUCAGUUUGAAACUCCCUGGACACACAGGAAUGCUGAUAUGAGAGGAUUUGUAUAUUGGCAUGUUGUAUAAACUAUCCAGAAGCAUACUGCAAAUGUUAUUACCUGCAGAUGGCUGUAAUACACAUUCAAAUAUAGUAUGCUGGAGAAGGAGCUGCAUGUUUAAAAAAUGUAGCACUUCAGCUAAUUUCUCUGCCAUUGUCUUCAAGUGCUCACAAAUCUGACUUCUUGGUGUUUUUUAAAUUCAGCUGAUCUCCUGGGCAGGGCAAUACUGUGUUGUCUAUUCCAGUUCAGUCAGAAAGUCAAGGUUAAAUAUAUAGCCAAAAUAUAGCAGUAUGGUUACCUUUUCAGUGGCCACUUAACAGUUAGUGACUACUCUGCGUUGUAAAUGCAAGCACCGCAGUAUUUUAAAUAAUCUAAAUCUUCACUAAAUCAAAUAUUCUUUAUUGGUUAAGGUCCAGAAGAGCAAACAACUUCUCAGAUAGUCAAAAUAAGCUACCAAUAGUGUAGUGUAGGCUACUGGAUUUUGCUGCUUCCUUUCCACUUCCUCUCCUGCCUUUUCUUCUUCUUUUAGACUUACUCCCUCUGUCUGCCAUCCCUCCCUGAUUGUAGCAUUCUCAUCAGGAAAUACUGAAUUCCUGUUGUGAGUGGGUGGAGAUUAAGCAGACCAAAGACAAAUUCUGCUGUUACUGCCAUAGGUGUGUAAUCCUAGAAGCUGUGUAUGUAUUGUUGCUUCUCUACUGACCCUAAGGACUCACAUGCUGUGACUUAAUGUAAAGUACAGAAAAUAUAAAUGCCAUAAACUAAAACAAAUAUUAGUUAGUAUAGGCUGUUAGUUUGAAGGGGUUUGUUUUUUUUACUGAUCUACUAAACAAAUAAUGGCCAAUAAUUAUCUGCUGUUUAUGUAUUUAAAGUUAUUUUGGCCUGCUUUACAGAAGCCGUCAUUUGAAUUCACAAAACAUUUUUAAUGAAUCACUGGAAAUUCUUUAUCUUGCCAAUACGGUUAAAUGCUUUACUAAUAAAAUAUAGAGCUUCAAUAAUAAGCUAUGAAAUAUUGUAGGAAACAAUUUGAUGCCUAUAUACAUGGCUAAAUUAGCAUUAAGAGCAUUUUAAUGAAAAUCUGAAACUUUUUAAGUGCAUAUGCUUAUUGAGGGAGUAUUAAACAGUUACCUGGACCACUGUUGCUUUCCUAAAUAUGUUAUCUAACCUAAGCUGAGUAUGUACAUUUAUAAUCACAGUUUCUUGUAUGAUUGUACAGUUUGUUAGACCUGCACUAACUUCAGAAUAAUAAAGUGAUGUUUAAGCAAGAUGACCAUGAA
This is a messenger RNA of Gopherus evgoodei (Goodes thornscrub tortoise), 4746 nucleotides long. RefSeq names its product exocyst complex component 2 (gene EXOC2). The coding region runs from base 317 to 3091 and encodes 924 amino acids. Gene Ontology annotation, biological process: Golgi to plasma membrane transport; exocytosis. The record is from RefSeq and is a predicted model, not a curated record. NCBI's taxonomy places the organism in Eukaryota, Metazoa, Chordata, Testudines, Testudinidae. The transcript is spliced from 30 exons. Gene Ontology annotation, cellular component: exocyst.